Molecule: messenger RNA, 524 nt
Organism: Populus trichocarpa (black cottonwood)
Lineage: Eukaryota; Viridiplantae; Streptophyta; Magnoliopsida; Malpighiales; Salicaceae
Product: arabinogalactan protein 23
Exons: 1
Coding region: 115-297 (60 amino acids)
Source: RefSeq, a predicted model, not a curated record
CCAUCAAUAUUUCUCAGGCUGCAAACUCCAUACCAAAUUAAGGCAGGUUCGGCAAAGUUUUUUUUGUCGUUUAUUCGAGUUUAUUUUGCCGUUCACUGCCCAAAGAAAAAAGAAAUGGAAAUGAAGAAGAUUGCCUGUGCUAUCUUAUUCGCUGCUGCCUCCGUGAGUGCAGUCAUGGCUGAUGAGGUUGCUGCUCCUGCCCCAUCACCAACAAGUGGUGCCUCAGUUAGCUUGCCAGUAGUUGGUUCAUUGGUCGGUGCCUCCCUUGCUUCACUCAUUGCAUUGUACUUGCAAUAAACUGCUCAGCACUCAAACCACAAAGGAAGAUCGAGAGGGGGGGAAGGAGUUAAUUUUGAUCAAGAUGGAGGAGAAUAAAAAAAAAAAUGUACCAAGAUGUUCUAGCUGAUUUAUUUAGUUAGAAUUUCCUUUUCCAUGCAAAGAAUUGGGGCUAAUUUAUUCUCUUUCUGAUUUGCUUGAUUCUUAUUUGGUCAUAUGUUAUAAAGGCAAUAAAUUUUUCUGCUGAA